AUAAAACCUAAUUUCGAGGGUGUUUUACAAAUAGCUACACUAUUUAAAUAAAAAGACGUCUCUUGCGACAUCGAUAAAAAAAAGUAGAACAAGCAACACAACGCAGCUAAGAAACCUCCUUAAAGAACAAAGAAAAAACUUGGUGAAAUCGAUUCUCUUCAAAGAUCGUCUUCCUAAUCACUUUCAACAACUCGAUCAAUCCUUACUGAUUCUGAUUCUGUAUCGAAUUUGAUACAGAGACGAUGCCGAAGAACAAAGGAAAGGGAGGAAAGAACAGGAAGAGAGGAAAGAACGAAGCUGAUGACGAAAAGCGAGAGCUUAUAUUCAAAGAAGAUGGACAAGAAUACGCACAAGUUCUUCGUAUGCUCGGUAACGGUCGAUGCGACGUUAUGUGCAUUGACGGUGUUAAGCGUCUUUGCCAUAUCCGUGGUAAGAUGCAUAAGAAGGUUUGGAUUGCUGCUGGUGACAUCAUACUUGUUGGUCUAAGAGAUUACCAGGAUGAUAAAGCUGAUGUUAUACUCAAGUAUAUGUCUGAUGAGGCUAGGCUUCUUAAGGCGUAUGGUGAGCUUCCGGAGAAUACUCGUCUUAACGAAGGUAUUGUUGGUGAUCUUGAUGAUGAUGAUGAUGUUGUUGGUGAAGAUUACAUUGAGUUUGAGGAUGAGGAUAUUGAUAGGAUCUAAGUUUGUUUUUGUUGUUGGCUCUCUGUUCCAGCUUGUAUUAUCAAAUUUGAGAUACAUAUCUUCUUAGAUACAGAAGAUUGUGAUACUAUCAUUGUUAUGUAUUUCUGGGGUUUCCAGUUUCUUAUCCCUUACUAUUACUGGUUUGAUUUGAAUCCCUAAAUAAUUUACAGAAAGUUGUUAUCUGAUUCGAAAGAACAAACUUUUGUGAUUUAAAUGCAAAGAUUUACAGGU
Arabidopsis thaliana (thale cress) is the source of this 911-nucleotide messenger RNA. RefSeq names its product Nucleic acid-binding, OB-fold-like protein. NCBI's taxonomy places the organism in Eukaryota, Viridiplantae, Streptophyta, Magnoliopsida, Brassicales, Brassicaceae. The record is from RefSeq and is marked reviewed. Gene Ontology annotation, biological process: translational initiation; translation. The transcript has 2 exons. The coding region runs from base 243 to 680 and encodes 145 amino acids. Gene Ontology annotation, molecular function: RNA binding; translation initiation factor activity.